GCAAUUUAUGCGUAUCUAUAAUAUAAAAGCUUAAACCCGCAACAGCAACAGUGUCAUUUGAUCAAAGUCAAAUAAACGCUUAUCAAAAUGUUCAAAUUCUUCGCCCUUGUCUUCGCCGCCGUCUUGGCCGUCGUAUCUGCUGGUCCUAAACCAGGUUUGGUAGCCGCCGCCUACAGUGCCCCAGUGGUUGCCGGUGCUCCAGUUGUAGCCGCCGCCCCAGCUGUUGCCUACUCCGCCCCAGUCGCCUACUCCGGAUACUCCUCUGGAUACGUAGCUGCCCCAGCCGUAGCCGCUCCAUUGGCUUACUCCGCUUACUCUGCUCCUCUUGCUGCCACCUACUACUAAGCUGUUAUCUUUUAGUGAAUAAAUAAUUUAAUAUA
Messenger RNA from Aethina tumida (small hive beetle), 380 nucleotides. Its product is annotated as cuticle protein 16.5-like. The record is from RefSeq and is a predicted model, not a curated record. NCBI's taxonomy places the organism in Eukaryota, Metazoa, Arthropoda, Insecta, Coleoptera, Nitidulidae. The transcript is spliced from 2 exons. The coding region runs from base 88 to 345 and encodes 85 amino acids.